AUGAAUUCAAAAAAGAGAGAAGGAAGUGGACGGAAAUUUCGAAAUUUGUUAAAUGCAUUGAAGUCUCAUAUAGCAGUGUUGGAUAAUCGCCUGAAAAGGGAUGAAUGUGCUGAUAAUCCGUGCAGGAAUGGAGCAACAUGCAUUGAUCUGUACAACAAAUUUAUGUGUUUAUGUCCAUCUCAUUUUGAGGGUGAAACAUGCGAAAAUCGUGUAGACGAAUGCAGUCUUUAUCAGGGAACACCAGCCGGAUGUCAGAAUAAUGCAUCUUGCAUUUUGAAAUCGAAUGGAUUUCACUGUGAAUGCCAGCAAGGUUUUCAUGGAACUUUAUGUCAGCUUCGAGCAACAGCAUGUGAAUUUUCAUUGGAUUUAUGUGGCCCUGCUGGACAUUGCAUACCAACUCAACCGGAUCCAGAAUCUAAUGAACCUGGUUAUCGUUGUCUUUGUGAGUGGGGUUAUCGUUCUUCCACUGACAAAAACAAUCCGGUUUGUGAAGAUGUAGAUGAGUGUGAGUCAAAUCCAUGUUAUCCUGGAACAGCUUGUAUCAAUUUGCCCGGUUCUUUCAAGUGUGCUGCUUGUCCACCAGGAUUGACUGGGAAUGGAAUGAUUUGUUUGGAUAUUGAUGAAUGUGCAGAUGAGGAUCUGGAAACUUGUUCUAAAGACCCGCCAGUGAAAUGUAUUAAUACUAUUGGCUCCUAUGAAUGUGCACCCUGUCCACCAGGCUAUAAGGGCAAUGGCCACAUUUGUAAAAAGCAGAGCCCAUGUGAGCUAUCUCCAUGUCAUUCGAAAGCUAAGUGCUAUAAUAUGGGGAUGACCUCAUUGAAUGAGGAAGGCUUCCGAUGUGAAUGUCCCGCUGGAAUGAUUGGUGAUGGCAUUGGUACUGAAGGUUGUUAUCACUCGAAUGUAACACUUUGCCGUACUGAUACAUGCUAUAAUCAAGGAACAUGUCAGAUAAUCUCGGAGGAAGAAUACAAAUGUCACUGUAAAUGGGGCUAUGUUGGUAAACACUGUGAAGUAGCCAGUGCUUGUCUAAGUAAUGUUUGUCGGGGUCGUGGUGAAUGUAUAAUCAAGAAGGAUGGAUCAUCUGAAUGCAUAUGCUUGAGGGGUUAUUAUGGUCCAACGUGCGAAUAUGAAGAAGAUGGUUGUGGUGGCCACAUAACAAAUGCAACGGGUGUAAUCAAAUACCCAGACUGGGCAUGGUAUCAUUUUGGUCGCAAUAAAACAUGUGAAUGGAUCAUUACGAUUAAUGAGCCAAAUAAAGUGAUUGAGAUAAACUUUACAAGUUUUCACUUACCAACUAGACCAGCAACAUGUGCCACGGCUGAUACAAAUGUUACUUUACGUGAUGGAGAUCAUGCAAAUAGUCCAUUAGUAGGCGUAUUUUGUGGUCCAAGAGGAUCUACCACGGUUCCAGUUUCUCGUCCAAUUUAUUUUUCAUCAAACAAGGCGUAUAUUGCGUUUGUUUCUGGUAAAAGUAGUAUUGGGAUUGGUAAUUUUGCAUUACAAUGGAGGAUUGUCGAGAAAAAAUGUGGUGAACGAAUCUAUAGCGAUGAUGGACAAAUAUCACUUUAUGGUUAUGAGAAAAACGAAGUUUGCCAGUGGCACGUUUCUGUUAAUCCAAAAAUGCAUAUUGAAAUUACCGUGGAACCGAUGAAACUUGCUUCAGGCAACAUUCGAAAUUGCUCAGUAAACUCGCUGGAGUUCUUUGAUGGCCUCGAAAUUGACGAGACAGAACGCAUAUUACAUUUGUGCAGUAGUGAGUCGACACGAACUUUGGUGCGUACGACACUACCAUACUUCACGGUUUACUUCAGGAGCAAUUAUCCUACUGAUUUCCCAAAAGAAGAUUGUAACGAUGAUUCUCUUUGCAGUCGUGGUUUCACUAUUCGUUUUAGAACUAUUAAACUUGAUAAAGAUUGUGGGGGUACAAUUUUGCCGGAUGCUGAUGGUUCGUUUGAAGGUUAUAUUCAAUCACCGAAUUAUGGUUUCAAUUAUUUUCCAAAUUUGGAUUGUUUAUGGCUGCUUGACGCUUCUUCUACCGCUAAUGCAAAAACGUCUAAUUUUCGAUUUUCUCUUUUGGAAACAACCGGUCCAUACCAGCGCUUGCUAAAUCUCAUAAGACCGUGUCGCUUUGAUUACAUUACGUUCAGAAAUGGUGAAGAUGCAUCACAUCCUAUGCUGGGACGUUACUGCAACAGUAAACGACCCGAAGGUCCGGUUGUAUCAUCGGGGCCAAAAAUGGUUAUACAGUUUCAUUCGAAUCAAUCCAUUAACGGAAAAGGAUUCAAAAUUUAUUAUUCUGCUGUAUGCGAAAAGCAUUUUACAUCACCGAAUGGAACCAUUCAAAGUUCCAAUUAUCCGAAUGGUAGUAAUCAACCAUUUAAAUGCACCUAUGUUAUUAUUGCUGAAAAAACAAAAGCAAUACGACUGAAAUUCAAUUUUAUUGGAUUAAAUACGGAUAUUAAAACAUGUUUUUAUGAUGUCAGCAAGCAUAAUCUAUUGGAAGAUUAUGUCGAAUUUUCGGGUGGCCAUGAUUCACAUGAUCAGAUCAAUAAACGAUACGUUUGCGCUCGAUAUCCUUUUGUUGCACCCGACGGAGAAAUGGUUACAAGUGCUUCAAGGCCGCUAAGAAUCACUUUGAGUUCAAGUGGAAUUGCUAAUAAGGGCAUAUUUUUCUUAUACGAACAGUUUGAUAUAGGUUGCGGUGGAGUAUUUGAAGGAGAAUCAGGCCAAAUAACAAGUCCGAACUACCCAGAAAAAUAUCUGGCGCAUAUGUACUGCAUAUAUGUGAUUAACACACUGGGAAAACGAAUUCGGCUGACAUUUCGAGUAUUUGAAUUAGAGGUUGUACCGAAUCGAGAAGAUUGCUCCUUUGAUAGCAUCGAAAUUUAUGACACCUAUGUAAAUGAAAAUGAUCACAGCAAAUUACAUGGAAGAUUUUGUGGCACAUUACUUCCGCCUCCAAUUUUAUCUACUGGAAAUCGGUUAACCGUUCUAUUCAAGAGCGAUCGUUCAGUAAAUGGCGCUGGUUUUGUGGCCAAAUGGCAAGCUGUUGAUGAUAAGACCGAUUGUCACAGAACAUAUACAGCCACAAGUGGUAGAAUUAUAAUUCGUGCCGAGACAGAGAUGAAAUUUGUGCAGUGUGACUAUCAGAUUGCGUUGCAAUCUUCGAAAAGGAUUCUUCUUCGGUUUGAAAAUAUAUCAGCUCCUUGCGAUGAAGGAACAUUAAUGUUGAGGAAUGGAGUAAAUGAACAAUCGCCUGGUUUUGGUGGACUUUUCCGUGAUUCUGAAGUAUGUGAUGAUCAUUUCGUUAGAGAAUUACGCUCUCAAGGCAAUCAUUGUGGAGGACGUUUGGAUGGUUUUAAUGGUGCUUUAUCAGCUCCACAAUAUCCACUAAAAGAUUCGCGGACUUUAAACUGUGACUGGCAUAUCUCUGUUGCUGAAGGUAAUCGAAUCCGCUUCACCAUUACAGUGCUUGAUGAUUUGAAUUCAGCUGAUUCAAAUGGCUUUUGUUCAUCAUUUGCUCCAAAUUACAUUGAUGUUGCUGAAGGUUCCUCGAUAUCUGCACGUAUACUAAGGCGUUAUUGCAAAAAAGACAUUUCAUUGUCAUCGGUUGAUUCGGAAAAGAACGAAUUAACAAUUCGAUAUCGUCAACAUGGUGGAACCCAUUUUGGUUCACUUUUUGGAUUUCUUGCAUAUUACACUACUGUAUGCAAUGAAAUCUUGUUGUUUGGCCAACAUGGUGUCCUUCAAAGUCCAGGUUACCCAGAACGAACUCUUGAAAAUCGUUUCUGUAAAUGGCGGAUACAAACAACAAAAGGAAAUCGAUUACGAUUGAUCUUCCAUUUCUUUAGAAUUACAGAAUCCAAUACUCGUUUUACAUCGUCUUGUCGUAUCAAUUAUCUUGAAUUUGGCGAAAAUCAAAUAUUGGAAUCCUCAAUAACAAUCGGUGGUCAGCAGAACCACACAAAAACAAUGCAAAAAUUCUGUGACAGUGUCGGUAAACCAAUUUGGAUUUUAACGAAGAAUGAAGUGAUCGAUAUUACAUUUUCUUCAAAAACCGAACCCGAGAAUCAUUUCUGGCUUUCAUGGUCAAAUGAAGGUUGUGGUGGUGACAUUACUUCACCAAUGACUGUAAUUGUUAAUAUCGAAAAACUGGUAAAUAAUUCAAAAAUUUACGAAUGUACAUGGAAAAUUGUUGCACCUAUUGGAAUGCGAAUACUAUUUCAUAUUGAGAAACUUUCAAUAUUUGAAAUUACUAAAGGCUGCACUGAAAAUGAUGUGGAACAAUUCAGCGGUCUUGCUUUUUACUCAGGUACAAGCAAUGCAACCGGUUUUGCUCAAAAAGUUAUUUGUUCUAGUAGGGAAGAGGACAAUUAUACGUCACAUACGAAUGAAUUAUUUGUAAAAUUCAAAAUUCCCAGCAAACUUGCUAAACCAGAUAUGAAAAAACAUAUCAUGAGAGGGAAAAUAUCAUUCAUACUUGCAAAGACAGAUGAUGAAUGUGGAGCUGUUAUCGAGAUGAAACGGAAUAAAACGAUUCAAUUACACUCACCAAAUUAUCCAAAUAUUUAUCCGAAAUCAAUUGAGUGUAUUUGGUUGAUAAAAGCACCAAAUGGCUAUUCGAUUCGGUUUAAUUUAACGCAUUACACGACUUUAAAUUAUCAUCCUCAACGACCAGAUAUAAAAACAUGGAGUUCGAACUUUGCUGCAAAUAUUACGUGCCAAAACUCGCAAAGUAUGCUUGAAGGGUCGAUAACAUUUUAUAAUGGCAAUAAUACUAAUGCGGAAAUAUUGGAACGUUUCUGUCACAAUUUGAAGCAACCGGAAGUUGUUACUUCAACAACCGAACAGGCACUGAUCACUUUCCAAGGUGGUCCUUAUGAACGAGCAUAUUUAUCUGGAGAUGAUGAGCGUGCUCAUAAUAUCGGUUUUGUGUUAUACAUAUCUUUAGCGUGUGGUGAUACACUGCAUGCCGAAAAUGAACUUAAAACAUUUCAAAUGCAUGCUAUCGGAGAAGACGAAUGCAAAUUCCUUAUCAAAGCCAAAGAUGGACAACGCGUAUACCUUCGUCUUGAUCAGUUACGUUUUAGCAAACAUAAAACUCUUAAAGCUAGCGGUAAAACUAACGCUAUCGUUGCCAUCUAUGACGGAGCACAAGAGGACGCAUCCAUUCUUGGAAUGCAAGUUCUUCUGUAUUCUCUUGUUUUGAUUGCGGAUGGACUUUAUAAUCGAAAUUAUCGAGCUCUGAUCUUGCUUGAACAUUCUUUGCAUAUUUCAAGGUAUCAUCUUGAAUGCAAUCCUUCAAUCUCAGAACAAAUGUCACGUGCAUGUGCUAAUCGUGAAUUACGUUCGACAGGCAGUAUUCUCAGAGUACAUUUAAAGGGAUUGCAUUUGGAACACAUUCACUUCUCUUAUUCUACGGAGAUUGAAACUUGUGGUGGUACCAUUCAUUCGAUCAGUGGAAUCAUAUAUUACCCGUUUAUUGAGGAUGAUUUUGAAUGUGAAUGGUUCAUCAAUAAUACAGAAGGAAAUAAAGUGGAGCUCGAAAUCUACAAAUUGAAAUUACCUUUUUCGGAAUAUUGCGCAGAAUCCUAUUUGGAGGUACGUAAAAGCAAUAGUAGCGGAAAAAUUGUGACAAGAGGUUGUUCCUUGGAAGAUGUAAUGCCAACGAUGACUAGUCGAGCGUUUUGGAUAAGACUGAGAUACAGUGGCAGUGAGGAUGACAGUAGUGAUAUCGAAGCAUUAAAACCGGAAUUAAUGAUUAAAUUUAAAAAGGUGUUUGGCGGCGUGACAAAUGACGCAGUAGUAAGUUCACCUGCAACUGAAGAUUGGAAAUCAAUGAAUUUUGCACCACUGGAAUGGACACUGAUUGGUGAGGACGAUCAUUGGUUAAGAAUUUCAAUCAAAAAUAUUGAAAUACCGGAUGAAAGAGAUGAAAAUAAUAUGGAUAUCGAGCAGAGGGAUGCUUUGAAAGGACUUGUUUUCAAUGAAGGGAUUUGCACGUUGAGCGGUGAUAACGAUGGUUGUGGACGAGUGGAAUUUGUCCAUGCGGGAUAUAUACCACCAAAUGAUUUCCUUAUUAAAUCACACUUGGCCACGGUUUUAUUCAAUGCACCACCGGGAAGCUCAUUUCGAUUUAUUUGGGAAAAUAUUCCAGUUGCUAUAGCUAAUGCUUCACUUCCAAAAAUAAAUCAUGCAAUUACUGAAGGCUUCAUGCAUGAAUUCACUUGCGGUGGCACCCUUACGGCAACAUUUAAUUCGCAGUAUCUUACAAAUCCGGGUGGAACGUCUACAGACGGUAAAUUCACAACCGUCCUUCCGCCUACAUCAACUGCAGGAGUAUGGCGAUCUAUUAAUAUCCAUCGCUUCUCGAGAUGGAAUGGAGGUUACGCGAAUAACUUAAAAUGUCGAUGGACAAUAAUUCGACCAAUAUUUGCCGGUAUUAUGCUUAAAAUAAUUUCAAUGGAUCUUGAGGAACAUGCAGAUUGUCGUUUUGAUUAUGUUGCCAUUUCAUCGGAUUUAGGCGGUGUUGAUUAUGAGGAUGGACAACUUAUCGGUAAUGUUGCUAAAUUUUGCAAACACAAGGAUGUGGGAAAGGAAGAGUUAUUCACCUCGGAAGAAGCUGUUACAAUCUUUUUCUUGACAGAUCGGAAUAGAGGAGGUCGAGGAUUUGUCAUUGAAUACAAACUGGUUUGUCAAUCAUUUGAUUACCUACCAGUAUCUUUGGGUGUUUUUGACCGGGUCGUGCAAAGUCCAAAUUAUCCCAAUGAAUACGGUAACAAUUUGUCAUGCUCGUGGUCAAUCAUGCUGGAAAGUAAUCGACCAAUUUUGGCCAAAUUUCUUACUAUGGAUAUUGAGGAUAGUCCGUUGUGUAGAAAGGAUAGCGUCAUUGUGCGCUCCAAUCCUAUCUAUCUGGAUGAAACAGCUAAUGAUAAAUUAUGUGGCAGUCUAUCUGAAUGGAAUAAAACUUUCUCAAAUGGAAGAAUUGUUAUUGGCUUCACAACUGACUCCAACACUACCGGAAAAGGCUUCGCAUUGCAAUUGACAGAACAAAUUCAUGACUGCAGUUCAGAUGGGCUUAUCUUAACUGAAGGCGAUCCUCCAAAAAUACUCAGUUCACCAGGAUUUCCAAAAACAUCAUUAAAAUCUUUGGACUGCAUUUGGACAAUCAGCGCAUCCAGCGGGCAUCGCAUAAAAUUUACUGUUGAUCCAGUCAGUUUCAAUCUUGAAGAGAGUUCGAGGGAAGAUGGAUGUUUUGGUAAUUACUUGGAAAUUCGAGAUGGUCCUUCAAAAUUAUCGCGGUUAAUAGGGCGAUACUGUGGAAAAGAACCACCAAGUACUAUCUUCAGUACCGGAUCCUAUCUAAACAUUCAUUAUCGAACAGAUCCAUUUGCUCAUUUUUCGGGCUGGAAUGCUACUUAUGAAAUUGCAUCAUGUGGAGGUAGUGUUGUUAUUGCUAUGAAUGAAAACCGUGUAAUUACUAGUCCUAAUUAUCCUGAACCUUAUCCGAGUCAAACUACCUGUGAUUGGACUAUAUUUGCUCCACGAGGACAUUACGUCAAUGCAACGUUCGAUCAUCUGUGGAUUUUAUUUACUGAAAAUUGCACGGAAGACAGUAUUGCUAUACGAGAACGAGAUGGUACUGGCGAAUACAUUCUGAAACCGACAUGUGUAUCGAACGCAAUACGUGGUAAACACUUCACAUCAUCUCAAAAUAUUAUGGUUGUUUCAUUCCGAUCAAACAAUACUGUGGGCCGAUCGAGUCGUUUGUUUUGCUUGGAAAGGAAAUGCGGUUUUCAUCUUAGUUUAGUUCCCAGCAAAAUAGAAUGUGGAGGAGAUAUAAGUGAUAGUUCUGGCUACAUUACCAUUCCCGGUUAUCCGGAUCAGCUUCAGGCACACAUUGUAUGUGAUUGGAUAUUUCGAGCAGGAAUUGGCUUCCGUUAUGUUUUCGACUUUGAAUUCGUCAAGCAAGAGACUACAUACAACGAAGUUGGAUGUUAUCCGGAUAUCGAUAUUGCUAAUGGUUUGAACAGAUUGGUAGAUUAUUAUGGUUUUGUGAAUCGUAUUUUUUGUUCGAAUGAAACACGAUUUGUAUCGACAGCAGAUUUAAUCACGAUGCGUUAUAAUGAUCGAGCUUCUAUGUAUGAAAAACAAAAUAUGCGGGAACGUGGAAUAACGUCUGAGAAAAUUUAUGCUCCGUUUCGAAUCUCCUACUUCAAGGUGCCAGCUGAAUUCGAUGAAAAUGUGUGCAUGUACCACGUGAAAAAAAAUGAAACAAUUGAAGUGAAAAGAGCAAAAGUUUCGAGGCAUCCAAUCGCCACAUCACCUGACAUCGACUACUGCCAUCUACUCAUAGACCGGCAAUUUCUGGCGGGCACUACAGUAUUACAUUUUAAUAAUUUUUCAUCCUCUGAAAGCUCAUUUUGGAAUCCUAAUAGUAGAUGCUUGGAUACUGAAAGCUAUGUGCUUAUAACAGCGCUUGACAGUGAACCAUGGCCUUUCGAAGCACGCUUUUGCGACGCAUCCUUAAAAAAAACUGCUAAUUUCACGGUGGCACUGCCAUAUAGAACUUGCGGUGGUUUGAUUCAAGGCCCGGAAUCAGGUAUUUUAACAAGUCCUGGUUUUUAUGGAAAGGAGAAUAGCACUUAUGAACCUGAUACACAAUGCAUUUGGAGUUUGAAAGCUCCCGAAGGACGAAUUGUUAAGAUCAAAAUAACUGAUAUGGAUUUGGAAUAUAAUGUGGAAUGCAAGCAUGAUUUCUUGAAACUAUUUGAAGGAGGUGGUACUGAUGCAUCAUUGGUACAUAUAUAUUGCAAUAAUCCACAAGAUGAACCAAUACAAGAUCGAUUUAGAGAAGUGCGGUCCAGAGGACGAUAUCUAACACUUUAUUUUUUCACUGAUAAGUCUAUUGAGCGAAGAGGCUUUCGUCUGGAAUACAGUUUUUCUGGUUUUGAAGAUGAAUGUGGAUUUACGACAAAUCAUAUGUCAGGUACUGUAAUAAGCCCAAAAAGUCCACAUGAUUAUCCGAAUAAUGUUUAUUGUUUAUGGGAUAUUUCGGUACCAUUUGGUUAUCAUGUGGCAUUGUACUUUCAUCGUUUUGAUGUACAACAAUCGGAUGAUUGCAACAAGGAUUACAUUAAGAUAAGUCAGGAGCAUCACUCAAGAGCUUUGGCACCAGUUGGGAGUUAUUACUUCUUAUUUGACCAUGAAGAAGAAAUGAAAAAAAUUUGUGGUUAUGAAACACCUCGUGUGUUCCAUUCAGAAACUAAUCGUAUCAAAAUCGAAUUCAAAUCAGAUGAUAAAAUAACGGGAAAAGGAUUUAAUAUAACGUGGAAAUCAGAGUGCGGUACCACGUUUCGAUUGAACCAUGGUGUGGUUACAUCACCUCACUACCCCCGCUUUUAUCCAAACGAAGACAUGGAAUGUAAUUAUUUGAUAAAGCCCGAGUAUGAUGGUACACUUAUAAUCACGUUAAAGAUCCUUGACCUGGAACUUGACCCAUAUAUUUACGAUUAUAAUCGACAGCCAUGCAACACAGAUUUCUUGGAAUUAAGAGAUAUUUCAGCAAAACGUGUUAUUGAUACAUUUUGUGCGAAUCGUGAUAUUAGCGGUGAAAUAGCUCCCAUAUCUGGACCAGUGGGUGUGCGUUUCCUGUCAAACAGAUCAGUCUUUGAAGAUCUCCUUAAUCAUCGUAAACAUCGCCGUGGUUUUAAAAUAUCGUAUGCUUUGUCAAAAUGUGGUGGUGAAAUUAAUUUUAAAGAAGAGAUGGGAUUGAUGUCAGCAGUUAUUUCAUCUCCUGGUUUUCCUCUGCCAUAUCAUCACAAUCUUGACUGCGUUUGGAACAUAUCUGCUCCUGAAAAACGUAUUCUUAGCAUCAAAUACACACAUUUGGAUUUGGAAGAAUCAUCCGAAUGUUUGUUUGAUUUUGUGGAACUUUUUGAUGGUUCACAAAUUAACAAUGCAACCAGUAUGGGCAAAUUUUGCGGCACAAUCGUCCCUUCUAAUCAAAUGUCAACAACUGGCCGAUUCUUGGUUGUAAGAUUUUAUUCGGACAGGAGCGCCAAUAAAGGAGGAUUUAGAAUCAUUGUAACUGCCUCUCUUGGUCCAGAUGGAGGUUGUGGUGGAGUGAUAAAUAUUGAUGGCAGUUACGAGCUUACAUCACCUUUGAAUCCAAAAACUGGCCAAUACUAUAACUUCUUGCGCUGUGGUUGGACAUUAAAAGCACCAAUAGGAAAAGUGCUGGAAGUACAGCUGCAAGAUUUAGAAUUGGAAGCUCCUGAUGCAGAAACAGAACGUUGUUAUGAUUACAUUGCGAUUUACGAUGGCUAUAAGACGAUAUCCCCUAUGUUACUAUCAAAUACAUGCAAAAUUAUGGGGCAACUCCCUUUGAUCAUGCGAAGUUCUUAUCGUAUCGUGCACAUUUAUUUCGAAUCCGAUUCCGACAAAACAUUCAAAGGAUUUACGAUAACAUUCAAGACUAUUGCAGGCAUGAUUUUCACACCAUGUGGAGGUCGAAGGAUUGCUACCACUGAAUCCGUUGAAUUGCAAUAUGAAAGUGAAAAAAUGCUUACGCGAUCAUUUCCGAAGCACCAACGUUGUCGCUGGAUAAUUUAUUCAAAGGAGCAAAUGCCUAUACGAGUUGACUUCAGUCAGUUCUCAUUUCCUUCUUCAACAUCCGAUUGUACCGAUGAAUAUAUGGAAAUACGUGAUGCUGGCACACCUGCUGAUUGUCAUCAUCCUGCUUGCCGUGAUACGAGUAAUGGACUGCAGACUUUUCGAUUAUGUGGUAACACACUCCCCGCUGACUUUAUUUCAGGGACAAGUGUUGUUCAGAUAACAACAUCUGCAAUUCUGCAGAGUGAACAUACCGCUAAAUUUCGUCUCUCUUAUCAAACGCUUAAUUCAUGUAAUCGAACAAUUGCUACCCAACAAUCAAUGACUGGUCACAUAACAAGUCCAAAUUAUCCAAAUCCAUACGACCAUAAUUCCUCCUGUUCUACUAUUUUAACAGCUUUAACCGGAUAUCACAUAUUUUUGGUUUUUAAGGAUUUUAAACUAGAAAAAGCUCGCCGAUCGUUUAAUGGUCAAUUAUCCACCUCUAUUCAGAAAAUGUUAGUCAGUGGACGAAGUUUUGGACCAUUUCAAAAUGUAAUUGACGGAUACAAUGGACUUUACAGCAAUAAAUUUUGUGAAUAUGACUAUAUUGAGGUAAUCGAUUCUUUUGAAAAUCGAACAGAAAGAUAUUGCGAUUACAAACUACCGCCCAGCUUUCUCAGCGCUAGUAAUACAUUAGAAAUUUAUUUCAAAAGCGACAGUACAAUGGCACCUGGUGGAUACGAUGCCUAUUAUUAUACUGUUCGACCAUCACUAUCAGAUAACCUAUCAUUCGUUUACUAUGACUUUGGUGUCAUAAGUGAGCCACAGGGUGCAGUCACAAAUGUUGGCUACCCAGGAUAUAAGAAUCUACAGAGAAUGAGAUGGAGAAUCGAUCCACCGAAUGGCCAUAAAUGUAAAUUAAUUCUUUUGACGAUGGAUUUCGGAAAGAACACAAAUAAUGAAUGCACCGAAGGCGAUCAUAUGGUGCUGGGUGAGAUCAGAUCUGAAGGAUCUGAGAAUAUACCACUCAAUUAUCUUCCUUGCAGAGAUGCUGUGAUCUUGCCGAAGGAGAUACCCAUCGAGCCUGGUACUUCAAUCCUCCUUGAAUUUUAUACCGAUGAUAAAACGACAGAUAAUGGUGAUGGAUUCAGAAUCGAAUGGACUUGUGAAAAUUAUAACAUUAUGCAAGUGUGA
Molecule: messenger RNA, 11790 nt
Organism: Acanthocheilonema viteae
Lineage: Eukaryota; Metazoa; Nematoda; Chromadorea; Rhabditida; Onchocercidae
Source: the annotation of a GenBank genome assembly